Meleagris gallopavo (turkey) is the source of this 792-nucleotide messenger RNA. The record is from RefSeq and is a predicted model, not a curated record. Lineage: Eukaryota; Metazoa; Chordata; Aves; Galliformes; Phasianidae.
AUGGACGACCAGGUCUUCGAAAUAGAACCAGAGAGCACUGCCAGGUCCUGGAAGGGAAAAGAGAGGCUGCAGAAAGAGGCCACCCAAGGCAGCCCAUCCCUGCUGAAGCUGUUUGUGGUUUGCCUUCUGGCCGGCCUCAUUACCACGGCCAUCAGCAUUCUCAGCCUCUCCCUCGUUUACACCAAGACCAGAGGCCUCGUUAACGAGAUGAGAGUUAAUGAGAUGAGUGUUAACGAGGUGCUCGUUAACGAUGGAGCAGCUUCUUCAAGUCCAGGUGUGGACAUCAGGUUUCGGUUCCUGAAAUGUUUGAGUCGAUCUGAGGAAAGGAAAGGAGUCCAUUCACCCCCAAUCCUCCUGCCCCAAAAAUACCCCGGUGGCAAAAUCCAAUGGGCUACCUACAGAUCCAACUCUGAGCAUUACCCUGACCCAGAAGGGCAGGAAUUUGGGGAAAGCCUCCACCAGAAGCAAUCCCAAAUGAGCGUGGCCAUAUUAAGGAUCAAACCCGGCGGGCUCCAUGUUCCCCAUUGGCAUUUCAACGCCAAUGAACAUGGCUACGUGCUGCAAGGAACGGUGUGGAUCGGCGUGGUCACCACCGAGAACGUCACCACUUUCAAGGCGUUGGAAGGCCAGGUGUUUUUUUUCCCCCGCAACGCCGUGCAUUGGAUCAAGAAUUUUGGGGAGGGGGAUUUGGUGAUCCUCCUUUUCUUCAGGAGCGACGAAGAGGUGAAGACUUUGGACAUGGAUGAGGCUUUUUUUGGCACACCGGAAGAUAUCGCAGCUCGGGUGCUGCAG